GUGUGGUUAAACCACAGAGCAGAGAAACCAAAGAUGUCUGAAAAAGUUCCAAGAGCUGAAUGCAGCUUCGAACACACUCAUAGUCCCUCACCUGUAUGACUCACCCACAGUUUCACUCUUUUGAUACACUAACACAAUCGUGAUCCUGAUCCUGAUCCUGUGCAAUCAAAUCAAGCCAAAAGCCCUCUCCUUUCAAUUGAAUUCAAAUACCCUUUUGCUUUCUACAAUGGCUUCCACCCCAACACCAACACCCCAUUGCUCCUCAAACCCUGUAAGGCCCAACAACAACAACAACAACCACCGCCACCACAUCAGGAACCAUCAACAACGCCAAAACAACAACAACCGUUGGUCUUCCAACAGGUAUUAUUCCUCCAAGUCUUCACCUUUACCUGCUGCUGCAACAGGAACAUGUGUAGGUGUAGGUGUAGGUGCUGGUGCAGGUGCACCCACUGCUGCUGCAUCUGCCGCCGCCGCCGCCGCUAGUGGCGUGGCUCCUUCGGCCUUUUCCUCCUCCCUGAGUUCCUUGCUCGGUGGUGCCCGGAAUUCGCGGCUUGGCUCCGAUUUUUCCGGCCGGCGCUCCACCCGGUUCGCGGCAAAGAUGCACUCCGGACGGCCUAGGAACAGCCCCAACAAUCACCCUCACUCAAAGGCUGCUGAUGAGGCAUUGCAAUGCCUCCUCAAAGCUGGUAAUAAUGCUGAUGCUGUUGAUAAUGUGUUGCUUAGUUAUGAACAUAGGCUUUGUGGAGGUGAGGAUUAUGUUUAUUUGCUUAAGGAAUUUGGGAAUACUGGUCAUUUCUUGCAAGCCACUAAGUGCUAUGAUUUUGCCAUUUGGAGGGUGAAUGGGAUGGUUAUUAAGGGUAAGUUGACUAGCACCAUGAUUAGUACUCUUGGUAGGUUGGGGAAGAUUGACCAUGCCUUGAGGCUAUUUGAAAUGGCCAAGUAUGAAGGAUAUGGAAACACUGUUUAUUCCUAUUCCUCCAUGAUUAGUGCAUUUGGCCGAAAUGGGCGCUUUCCUGAUGCCGUACGUUUGUUCAGGUCCAUGAGAAACUUUGGCUUGGAACCCAAUUUGAUUACCUAUAAUGCAUUGAUUGAUGCAGGGGCCAAAGGGCAAGUGGAAUUUGACACAGUUGUGAAGUUUUUUGAUGAAAUGGUUGCCAGCGGCAUCUUGCCUGAUAGGGUUACUUACAAUUCACUUCUUUGUGCUUGUGUCCCUAAGGGUUUAUGGGAACUGGCUCAAAACUUGUUAAGAGAAAUGGAACGGAAAGGGAUCCAACAGGAUGUAUAUACUUAUAAUACAUAUUUGGAUGCACUGUGUAAAGGUAGACAGAUGGAUUUAGCUGGGAAGGUUAUGGCAGAGAUGCCAGCUAAGAAAAUUUUUCCCAAUGUUGUGACUUAUAGUACUAUGAUGGAUGGUUAUGCCAAGGCUGGCCGCUUAGAAGAUGCCCUAGAUUUAUACGAUGAAAUGAAGCGUCUGUCUGUUGGUUUUGACCGGGUGUCUUAUAAUACCCUGGUUGCAGUUUAUGCAAAGCUUGGUUGGUUUGAGGAGGCUCUCAAUAAAUGCAAGGAGAUGGAGAGUUGUGGUAUAAAAAAAGAUGUAGUAACUUAUAAUGCACUUUUGGGUGGGUAUGGGAAGCAUGGCAUGUAUGACGAAGUUGAGAGUAUAUUUGAAGAGAUGAAAGCAAAAAAUAUAUAUCCAAAUACGUUAACUUACUCAACAAUGAUUGAUGUGUACACUAAAGGUGGAAUGUAUAGGAAUUCAAUGGAUGUUUACAAAGAGUUCAAGCAGCGAGGGUUGGAGGUUGAUGUUGUCUUUUAUAGUGCACUAAUUGAUGCUCUAUGCAAAAAUGGGUUGGUGGAGUCUUCUAUGAUGUUGCUUGAUGUGAUGACAGAGAAAGGAAUUAGGCCCAAUGUUGUCACUUAUAACUCCAUAAUUGAUGCUUUUGGCCAGUCUUUGGCUUUGGAAUGUGGGGUGAAUACUUCUUUAGGAGCCAAUGAGUAUCAAAUCGAACCUUCAUCUUCAAUGCUUAUUGAGGGUACUUUUCAAGAUCAGGUGUCAGAUAAGGAGGACGACCGAAUCCUGAUGAUGUUUGAGCAACUUGCUGCCGAAAAUGCAGGUCUUAUAAAGAAGGAUAAGAGGGACAGACAAGACAAAUUCUGCAUAUUGUGGCUCUUUCGAAAAAUGCACAACAUGGAAAUUAAACCAAAUGUUGUCACAUUUUCAGCCAUUUUGAAUGCUUGCAGCCAUUGCAAUUCAUUUGAAGAUGCUUCCAAGAUAUUAGAUGAGCUCCGCGUAUUUGAUAACCAGGUGUAUGGCGUAGCCCAUGGACUCCUUAUGGGUUUCAGGGAAAACACAUGGUUUCAGGCUCAAUCUCUAUUUGAUGAAAUCAAGCGUAUGGAUUCUUCAACAGCUUCUGCCUUCUAUAAUGCCCUUACAGAUAUGCUGUGGCACUUUGGUCAGAAACGAGGGGCUCAGCUGGUUGUACUUGAAGGGAGACGCAGAAAUGUGUGGAAUGGUGACUGGUCUGAUUCUUGCUUGGAUCUACAUCUGAUGUCUUGUGGUGCUGCUUGUGCAAUGGUCCAUGCAUGGUUGCUCAAUAUACGCUCUGUUGUUUCUGAAGGCUAUGAACUGCCUAAGAUAUUAAACAUUUUAACUGGAUGGGGCAAGCAUAGCAAGGUAGUUGGGAAUGGCACUUUAAGAAGGGCUGUUGAGACACUCCUUGAUGGCAUGGGUGCUCCCUUUCGGAUUGCUGAGUGUAAUUUGGGAAGAUUUAUGUCACCAGGAUAUGUGGUAGCUUCCUGGUUGAAAGAAUCCAGCACAUUGAAUGUGCUUGUUUUGCAUGAUCAAAUAAGUAAUUCUGAACGUGCUGGUCGAGUGUAUAAUUUGCCAGCCCUUUCCUUGUAGUUAAAAGUACCAUGUUGCUUUUUUCAUAAAAUGUCCUUACAUUCAAUGUCUUGUCUUUCCCUUUUGUACUUUAAUCCGGGGUUGAUCUAGAAAAUAUGUGAUAUAGGGCAAGAAGUAAAUUUUGAGUAAAUUAAAACUUAAGUAUAUUGAUACCAUAGUUUUCAAUUCCUCAAUUGAAUGAAUUU
Molecule: messenger RNA, 3090 nt
Organism: Gastrolobium bilobum
Lineage: Eukaryota; Viridiplantae; Streptophyta; Magnoliopsida; Fabales; Fabaceae
Product: pentatricopeptide repeat-containing protein GUN1, chloroplastic
Exons: 4
Coding region: 227-2905 (892 amino acids)
Cellular component (GO): chloroplast
Molecular function (GO): protein binding
Source: RefSeq, a predicted model, not a curated record